Messenger RNA from Salvia miltiorrhiza (redroot sage), 856 nucleotides. RefSeq lists its product as uncharacterized. The transcript is spliced from 5 exons. Gene Ontology annotation, molecular function: protein tyrosine phosphatase activity. The record is from RefSeq and is a predicted model, not a curated record. Bases 140 to 679 code for a protein of 179 amino acids. Gene Ontology annotation, biological process: protein dephosphorylation. NCBI's taxonomy places the organism in Eukaryota, Viridiplantae, Streptophyta, Magnoliopsida, Lamiales, Lamiaceae.
AACAAAUUUACCAAUUUGCCAUCACUCACUCCCACUCAAAAUCAAAACUCAAAACUCAAAAGUCAAAACCCAAAUUUCACACAAACGGGCAAGAAUUGCAGUAAAACCCAAAUAAUAUUAAUUCGAAAGCCGAUCAUCAAUGGCUUCGGCGGCAUCAGCAGCCUCUGCCAAUAAGCCAUUUUCAGUUCUAUUUGUUUGUCUUGGCAAUAUCUGCAGAAGCCCGGCUGCUGAAGGCGUCUUCGCCCACCUCGUCAAGCAAAGGAAUCUUGAUUCCCGAUUCCACAUUGAUUCUGCUGGAACCAUCAAUUAUCACGAGGGCAACCAAGCAGACCCAAGAAUGAUAGCAGCUGCGAAAAAGCGUGGAAUUGAGAUAACUUCGAUAUCGAGGCCGAUAAGGCCGUCCGAUUUCAGAGAUUUUGAUCUCAUUCUUGCCAUGGACAGGCAGAACAAAGAGGAUAUACUUGCGGCGUUUGAGAGGUGGAAGAACAGAGAGACAUUUCCUGGUGAUGCAGCUAAGAAGGUUCAGUUAAUGUGUUCCUACUGUAAGCGACAUAAUGAAACCGAAGUGCCUGACCCCUAUUACGGUGGACAACAAGGUUUCGAGAAGGUUCUAGAUAUACUAGAAGAUGCUUGUGCGUCGCUCUUGGAAAAUAUUCUUGGCACGACAAGUCCUGGCUAAGUUUCGUGCUUUCUUGUCCAUCCAUGCUUGCUAUUUUUCGACUACAGAAAAAGUAAUCUAAUCAACCUCGUGUUUUUUCCACUUUGCAUUGUCAGAUAACAAGUUUUUUGUGCUAUUUUGCUAUUGAAUCACUCUCUCUAAUUAAUAACCGGAAUUGAGAUGAUUAUAUCCAAUAUC